Molecule: messenger RNA, 2339 nt
Organism: Anoplopoma fimbria (sablefish)
Lineage: Eukaryota; Metazoa; Chordata; Actinopteri; Perciformes; Anoplopomatidae
Gene: pgfb
Product: placental growth factor b
Exons: 7
Coding region: 495-986 (163 amino acids)
Biological process (GO): induction of positive chemotaxis; positive regulation of angiogenesis; response to hypoxia
Cellular component (GO): membrane
Molecular function (GO): vascular endothelial growth factor receptor binding; chemoattractant activity; growth factor activity
Source: RefSeq, a predicted model, not a curated record
UGGAAACUGAAACUGUCGGUGAAACUUCACACAUGGAGCGGAUCGUCACGUUUUUGGACUGAAUAGACAACUUUUUUUUUUUUUUUUUUUUAGAUCUCUGUGCACUGAAUAUGCUUUGUCAAAACUGGCUGCCAGUAUUCCAUGCGGCAGAGACGUUUAAGGAUUUGUGCUUUGAUUCCGUUUAUUCAGUGAGUUAACAAAAAAAAACAAAAAAACUUUUUGUUUUGUUAUCGUAUUGCACCAGCACUUCCAGUUCGCCUCUGGGGCCUUAGUAAGCACAAUCCACUUCAUCAGGUUACACGCGGCAAGCGGAGCUACGUGACUGCACUCAUUCGCAGAGUGAGCCUGCUGAACCUGGAGGGGGGGCGGAUGAGUUGGAAAUUCCCAGUCAGCAUCUCUUUUUUCUUUUCUGAGUGGUUUGGCACUCUGGUUGGAUUGUUUGAUUGUGUGCAUCGGGAGCCAUCAACUCCUCUCCGACUCGCAGACAUCGCGAAAUGAAACUCGGUCUCGUCAUCCAGGCUGCGGUGGCGCUGUAUCUGCUGCUCUCACCUGCACAGAGUCUUCCCUUAUCAAGCAUAAACAAUACAACUGAAGUGCUGAUGUUCCAAGAAGUGUGGGGUCGCAGCUUCUGCCGGACCAUUGAGAAGCUGGUGGAGGUGGUGCAGGAGUACCCGUCAGAGGUGGAGCACAUCUACAGCCCCGCCUGUGUGCCGCUGGUGAGGUGUGCAGGUUGCUGUGGGGAUGAAAACCUGGAGUGCCAUCCCACUCACACUACAAACGUCACCAUGCAGCUGUUGAAAAUCAGGCCAUCAGAGCCGGGUAAAGAAUAUGUUGAGAUGACGUUUGUGGAGCAUCAGACAUGUGAAUGUAGAGUCAGGAAACCUAUUGUGACUGCUGGAAGGAAAAGGCAAAGAGGACGAGGAAGGAAGAGAAAGGAGAGACAGAAAACGAAAGAAUGUGACAGCUGCCAAAACCCACGCAGGUAACUGCAGUGGCAGCCAAAACCCCAAGUUGCAGUGUGGCUCACUAUUUAUUUCCAACCCAGUGACAGAAACCAGAGUCUUCUCCAUGUCUGCAGACAGAGACUCAAACAGCUGGGUUGUUUCGCUGACAUGCCCUCCUGCUGAUGGGAAGAGCGUUUAUAAUGACAAGCUUCAAACAGAAGUGUGUUUUGAUUGGUGCAAACACUGCUGUUACACCUGACACUAAGGACAUCCCUGGGAGCCAGUGCAAUGUCGAACCAAACAGACCGACGCCUUCUCUUUUAUACUAGUUAUUACUGUAUCAGUUAUUGCAAUAAGGUCAUUUCUUUGGUAUUUAAAGAUGGUUACACUUUUUUGAAAUCUAUAUUUAUUGAUACAGCUGAAUAUAUUUGGACUAGCAACCUUUAAAAAGUUUGUCAUUUUUUGUUCAAACAUUAUCUAAGACACUAUGACUUAUCACAGUAACACAUGUUGGACUGAAUGUGCAGCUGCUUUGCACAUGCAACAAUGAAAUGUCUCCCUCUAGUGUUUAUAAAAAGUGUUUAAAGUGCUCUAUAAUAAAGUAUUUUUAGAUAUCAAUUAUACAAAUAAGAUUAGACUUAGGACUUCAUGGUCAGUCACAAUCACUUCCUCAGCUUAUGGGAAUCUUCUACUAUCACUAUUAUGAAGGUAACUUAUUCUGAAUGAAUCCUCUCCCUCUGUAGCGCCAUGUGACCUGGCAUGACUAUAAAGUGUUUACUGUCAAUUCUUUCAAUAAGAACAAUAUUGAUCAGACAAAUCUAUCAACUGAGGACGUGUCCACAGAAGAUUGUGCAUGAAAAAUUUACUAUGAUGUUUCAAAUUGACAAAAAUCCAACUUGUUCGUUAAAAUCUCUCUUUUUUUAUUGUUUUGGAGAGUUGGAUCACAUCAGAUUCAUCAGUUUAUUUCAAAUCACACCAGGAAGUGUGUUGUAGACUGCAGAAUAGACGUAGGAAGCCUAGUAGGAAUGGGCAGAUAAAAACUACAGUAACCAAUACGCUUAAGCAGUACUAAUUUGGUGAUGAAUUAUUGUUGUCUUGUUUUACUGUGAUUGCAAGUUUCUCACAGACAUAAAUGCAUUUAUUUUUUGCUUUGUGCCGUCAAACAGCACACAUUUGUGUCCACUCUGGUGACUCCCUCAAGGGCACAGGUGUCUUUCUUAGUCUGCUAUUGGAAGGGAUCAGUUGAAGUAAUUAUGUAAAAUGAUGUCCUUUUUGUAUUUUUUUUUUCCAUGUACUACACAAAGAAAAUCUCUAUCAAAAUGUACAAAGUAACAUUUCUACUGUGUUAGUAUUUUUAUUUCAUUAAGAUAUUUAUUUUGUAAUAAAUUGUUAUGG